CCCCAGACCUUCCUGAGAGCAGAUCAAGAACAUCUCCUUUUUAAAAAGAGAUCAAUGGUGUCUCACUUUGUACAUGAUCUGCUUUGAUGCGGGUACGCAUCCUUUCCCUUCUCCCCUUUUUCUCCUCCUUCAUCUGUCCUCAUCGCAGCCUUUAUCUCUGCGCGCCGCGCAUUUUACCCGAGCACCAAGCAGAAAGCAGCAGCAGCAGACAAUUAUCCACACACAGAGAACAUUGUGCCGAGGACGCUCCGGUCAGUGACAUCUGAGAGAAAGAGAGAGGCAGACAGAGAGGAGGAGAGAGAGCGAUUCUACUUGGCACACAGCGCCCCUGUGGCAGAGAGACUUUGACUGACUGGCUGUCUGACGGAGGAUUCUGGAGGACAACGCAGCUCUUCUAAUCCUUUUCACACCUUUUUCUGCGUCUCGUCUGUCAUCUCGGAGACCUCUGAUGGUUUUCUAGCGUCUCUUCACAGCUUCUUGCCACCUCAGCAUCGGAUUCUGCUUGUUACCCCGCACCUUUCUUCCCCUCUCUUCUCCUUGACUGGCCGAACCGGGGCUGAUCCCAGCCAACCCGGGCCGGGCCGUGGGGCUUUUCGGCGAGCCUUGUAGCUGAGAGUUGGGACACCCGAGAUGUGCGCUUCGGGACCAGGGAUCUGGGCUCUCCCCUCGGCGUGGGGAACCUCGGGCUCGUGGCAGUGCUUCUGGUGGUGGGUCGUGGCGGUCGGGGUGACGGUGGGCUCGGGGGACCCGUGGAUGUCCGCGGAGGCAUGCCCCUCGACUUGCUCCUGCAGCAGCACCAGGAUCUCCUGCGUGGACCCGGAGCGAGGGAUCAGCGCGUUCCCCGUACUGCAGAGCGAGGCGGAGAUGGAGAACAUCACCGACAUCUACAUUGCAAACCAGAGCAGCUUCUCCUCCAUUAAUGACAAAGACCUGCACUACUACAAGAACCUCAGGAACCUUACGGUGACCAACAGCAGGCUGACAUACGUAUCAAAACUGGCAUUUCAGAGCAACUUAAGGCUACAGUAUCUGAAUUUGAAAGACAACAACCUGUCAUCCCUCUCCUGGAGGAUAUUCAAGCACCUCAACAUCUCAUAUCUAAUCUUGUCAGGGAACCCUCUACACUGCUCCUGUGAGAACAUGUGGAUCAAGCUGUGGUUAGGAGAGGAAGCAGACACUCAGGAGCUGCGCUGCAUCGAGGAUGGAGGAGCACGCAAGCCACUGUCAAGACUGAGACUACCGAAAUGUGAGGUUCCAAUGGCAACCCUGAGCCCAUCCAAAGUGACCAAAAUGGAAAAGGACAAUGUUGAGCUCUUCUGUACAACGUCGGGCAUGCCCUCACCUGAGUUGAUCUGGGACAUGGCACUUGUCACAAACUACGUGAUCGAGACGUCUGGCCAGAUUUCGGUGCUGCGGCUCUCAAACUUGUCAUCAAUGGACCACAACAAGAAGAUCAGCUGCACGGCUGAAAAUAUUGUUGGAGAGAGAGAGUCCUCUUUGCUGCUGGAUAUACUUUUUGCACCCCAAAUCACAAAACUGAGUGACGCCAUCGCAGACCAUCACUGGUGCAUACCCUUCAGUGUAGCAGCAAACCCAGAACCACAAAUCAAGUGGUACCGGGACAAUGUGGAAGUGACAGAGGGGGAGUACAUUAUGACAAUGAUCCACGACAUCACAGAGAGAGAAUACCACGGCUGCCUCCAGCUGGACAAUCCCACACACAUCAACAACGGUCUUUAUCGCCUAGAGGUUAAAAAUAAAUAUGGCUCAGACGAAAAGGAGAUCACAGCUCACUUUAUGCGCAGGCCGGACGAUGAAAAUGAACCUUCCUACUAUGCAGAUGUAACCCCAGAAAAUCCUCCUCUAGACCCACCUGAGGACAGAGUUGCUGUAUACGUAGUCGUGGGAAUUGCUGCUGUAGCCUUCACUGGUUUCUUGCUGAUGCUGGUUAUCCUAAAGUUUGGAGGAAAUUCCAAGUUUGGCAUCAAAGGACCGUCUUCAGUGAUCAGCAAUGAUGACGACUCAGCUUCUCCUCUUCAUCAUGUCUCCAAUGGCAGCAACACUCCCUCUUCCUCAGAAAUGGGUCCUGAUGCUGUCAUCAUUGGCAUGACCAAGAUCCCUGUGAUAGAAAACCCUCAGUAUUUUAGGAGCACCAACAGCCUGUUGAAGACUGACACUUUUGUCCAGCACAUUAAGCGACACAACAUCGUGCUGAAGAGAGAACUGGGAGAAGGAGCUUUUGGAAAAGUUUUCCUGGCUGAGUGCUACAACCUUUCACCUGACCAGGAGAAGAUACUCGUUGCUGUCAAGACACUGAAAGAGGCCAGUGAAAAUGCCAGGAAGGAUUUCCACCGAGAGGCCGAGCUGCUGACCAACCUGCAGCAUGAGCACAUCGUCACGUUCUACGGUGUUUGUGUGGAGAGCGACCCUCUCAUCAUGGUGUUUGAGUACAUGAAACACGGAGACCUGAACAAGUUCCUCAGGGCUCACGGACCAGAUGCAGUUCUGAUGGCGGAAGGCCAGACCACCAGACCCGUGGAGCUGACCCAGUCUCAAAUGCUCCAUAUUGCCCAACAGAUAGCAUCUGGCAUGGUCUACCUGGCAUCACAGCACUUUGUGCACCGCGACUUGGCCACCAGGAACUGUCUGGUGGGGGAGAACCUGCUGGUUAAGAUCGGAGAUUUUGGCAUGUCCAGAGAUGUUUACAGCACGGACUACUACAGGGUAGGUGUCGGAGGUCAUACCAUGCUGCCAAUCCGCUGGAUGCCCCCUGAAAGCAUCAUGUACAGGAAGUUCACCACAGAAAGCGAUGUCUGGAGUCUAGGAGUUGUUCUUUGGGAGAUCUUCACCUAUGGGAAGCAGCCUUGGUACCAGCUCUCCAAUAAUGAGGUGAUCGAGUGUAUAACUCAAGGUCGGGUGUUGCAGCGUCCAAGAACCUGCCCCAAAGAGGUGUAUGACCUGAUGCUGGGCUGCUGGCAAAGAGAACCACACAUGAGACUCAACAUUAAAGAAAUCCAUGGUCUACUCCUUAAUCUGGCCAAGGCCUCACCUGUUUAUCUGGAUAUACUGGGCUGAACAAGAGGAGGAUGAAACGCAGUGUGUGUUCAAGCUGUGUGUGGGGAUAUAUUUAAAUGUAUAUGUGCAUUUAAAUUUUGCAUGCAUGUGUAUGUGAGUCAAAGUGGGCAUUGGGACACUUCCGACUGAAGCGUUUGAUGCUCAUGCAGGUGGG
Molecule: messenger RNA, 3229 nt
Organism: Xiphophorus hellerii (green swordtail)
Lineage: Eukaryota; Metazoa; Chordata; Actinopteri; Cyprinodontiformes; Poeciliidae
Gene: ntrk2a
Product: neurotrophic tyrosine kinase, receptor, type 2a
Exons: 20
Coding region: 631-3075 (814 amino acids)
Biological process (GO): protein phosphorylation; trans-synaptic signaling by neuropeptide, modulating synaptic transmission; positive regulation of kinase activity
Cellular component (GO): signaling receptor complex; plasma membrane; axon
Molecular function (GO): brain-derived neurotrophic factor receptor activity; brain-derived neurotrophic factor binding; ATP binding
Source: RefSeq, a predicted model, not a curated record